Arachis ipaensis is the source of this 1515-nucleotide messenger RNA. Lineage: Eukaryota; Viridiplantae; Streptophyta; Magnoliopsida; Fabales; Fabaceae. The record is from RefSeq and is a predicted model, not a curated record.
AUGGCUAAGAGAAUAGAUAGCCUCCAACUAGCUUCAGUGAGCACAACAAAUCAACCUUCAACUGAAUGGGGCCAAAGAGAAACAGGCAAUGUUGAGCAGCAACUAGAACAAGUUCAAUACAUGCAUAAUACCUCAAAUUCUUCUCAAAAUGACUUCCAUGGUGACACAUACAACUCAUCCUGGAAGAAUCACCCUAACCUGAGAUGGGGUGAUAAUCAAAAUCAUUGGCAGAAGAACAACAACUCCAACCAUUCCCGCAACACACACAGCCAAAAUCUCUCAUCUAACAACACUAACCAAUACAAGAAACCACAAAACACAUAUCAACCACCCCACAACAAUUCACAAACUCAUCAAAAUAACUUUCCCGCACCAACAUCCAACCCACAAAACUACCACACCAGCCCUUCAAACAAUUUCCAGCAACAACAAUCAGCCCCCAUCAUACCACCAAUUGACCAUCAUGAAAAUAGAAUUUCAAGUCUUGAGGCAGCUCUACAAACAAUUGCUCAGUCUACUCAAACCUUGAUCAAAGGGCAAGAGAGGUAUGAAGCUACCAUGAAGAACCUUGAAAGGCAAGUGGGACAAUUAGCCAAACAAACUGAACGGCCAACUAAUGUGCUUCCAAGUGAUAUAAUCCCCAAUCCAAGGGAAGAAUGCAAAGCGGUGCAGUUGAGAAGUGGCAAGAUAGUUGGAAAAGAAGUCAACAAAGAAGCAACAAAGCAUGAAGUGGAAGAUACAAUAGACAAGAAGGAGGAUGAAAAGGCAUCAACAUCCAAAAAGAGCAACAAAGCUGAAGAGCCACUAAGCAAGUUACCAACUCAAAACAACAAUACCAAUAGCAAGGAAAUUGUGAAGCCACAGCAAGAGGAAAGAAAUGAAGGGGUAAAAUCCUAUACACCCAAGCUCCCUUACCCAACAAGGAUACACAAAGGAAUAAGAGACCAGCAAUUCCCUAAAUUUUUAGAGAUCUUCAAGAAGCUUGAAAUUAACAUUCCAUUGGCCGAAGCUUUGGAGCAAAUGCCAUUGUAUGCAAAGUUUCUUAAAGAAUUGAUCACCAAGAAGAGAAGCUGGCAAGAGAAAGAAAUCGUAUUCCUCACUCAAAAGUGUAGUGCCAUUAUUCAAAAGGGACUGCCACCAAAACUCAAAGACCCAGGCAGCUUCCUCAUACCAUGCACAAUUGGGAAUAUGGCCAUUGAUAAAUCACUUUGUGACUUGGGAGCAAGCAUUAACUUAAUGCCUCUUGCCAUGAUGAAAAAGCUGAUGAUAGAAGAGGUUAAACCUACAAGGAUAUCAUUGCAACUUGCUGACAGAUCCCUCAAAAUACCAAAUGGAGUAGUGGAGAAUCUCUUGAUAAAAGUGGAAAAUUUUAUAUUCCCAGCUGACUUUGUGGUGUUGGACAUGGAUAAAGAGGGAAGUAAUUCGGUCAUUCUUGGUAGACCCUUUCUGGCCACUGCUAGAACAAUCAUUGAUGUGGAGAAGGGGGAGAUGAUUUUCAGAGUACAUGAUGAGUAA